ACAACAUGGCGAUUGAUUGAUUGAUUUCAUUAUUUUGUUGCGUGUAAUAUUUGGUUUUUACUUGCUAUUACUGUGAAAAAUCACAUGAGACAUUGUUUGAAUAUCCAAACAUCACCGCCUGUAACGUUCCCAACAAAAUUCCCACGUUUACAUAACAGCUGUGUCUCAGGAAUUUGCACUUUCGGAGUUCAACGUUGGCCAAGGCUUUCGCAGCCGAUCUUCAAUGUGCAGCGGGUGAGAUACCGCGGAUAUCAUUAUGCCAAGACGGAUAGAAGUGGUACCAGUUACUGAACCACCAAAAAAGAAAUGUAAAGUGGUGGAAGAGGCACCACCUAGUUUGGAGGUCAGUUUCUUCGACGACGAGGCGCUUCCACCUGGAAUAAUCUUCACUGACGUGCAGCUGAAGAAAUGGCGCAUCGGAAAACCAAUAGGGCGUGGCAGUUUUGGCCGCAUAUACUUGGCAUCGGACAGUGUCGACAAAGAGGUGACGAAGCAGAACGCAAGAUAUGUCGUCAAGAUUGAACCUCACACCAACGGGCCGCUGUUUGUUGAGAUACACUGCUUGAUACGCACAGCGCAAGUGUCUAAAGUGAACGCUUGGCGCCAACAGAAGAAGCUGAAGCAUGUGGGCAUGCCGGUCUACAUCGCCAGCGGCUCCUUCACUGACGAGUCCUCCGGAGUAAAGUACCGGUUCCUCAUCCUCCCCCGCUAUGACAUCGACCUGCAGAAAGUCAUCGCUAGAACACGGGUCCUAGAUCUAAAGAACGUCUGCAUACUUGCCAUACAGAUCCUAGAUGUCCUAGAAUACUUGCACAGCCAAGGGUACACCCAUUCGGAUAUUAAAAGCUCGAAUCUUAUGCUGGGAUUUGAUGGGAAUAAUAUAGCAAAGUUCAGUAUGCCAAAACCUGCUCCAUCUUUCGAGAAAGAGACUAAGGAAGUGUCUGUGUUGGCCGGUAAGCAGAGGAAGGCUAAGACUAGCAAGUCCAGAGGCUCGAAUUACUAUGAUGAUGAGGAUUUUAUAAUAAAAGACUACAAAUCUGGCUUCAACUGCAGCCCGGACAGUGAAAAGGACAAAAAACUAGCACAAGUCAAGAAUAAGCUGAGGAAAAUAUUGUCAGACAGAGAUAGCAGGACUUUGCACAGACACCAUGCGUUCAACUUGCGGCAAAUAUCCAAUUAUGUUAACUACGAAGAUAUGACCAGCUCUGUUUGCUCUGACCAAUCCUAUCAAAGACUGCUAGAUGACUUUGGAAACAAACGUCUUGGCCAAACAAAAGAGGACUACAAUUUUGUUGUAGAAAACCCCGAAACAGUUUUCAAAGAAGCCAUAUUGUCACAAUCAGCUGGCCAAAUAUAUCUGUGUGACUAUGGUCUAGCGUCAAAGUUCCUAGAUGCCAAAGGUGAUCAUAAAGAGUUUGGUAUGGAUGCGAGGAAAGCGCAUGAUGGGACGUUAGAAUACAGUUCCAGAGAUUCACAUAUUGGGGCACACUCCAGGCGAUCAGACUUAGAAACUCUGGGCUAUAACUUACUAGAUUGGUUGACGGGAACUUUGCCUUGGAAGACAGCAGAAGUUUUAGCAGAACCCGAUCUAGUCCACGCGUUGAAGAAAAACUUCAUGAGUGAUGUUAAAUUGUUGCUGAAAACGUGUUUCAAAACUGAAUUCUACCCGCAAUUCAUUGAGAAGUUUCUUCAGUAUGUGACUAGUCUGGAUUACACUGAAAAACCGGAUUACAAUUACUGCAGGAAUCUUUUCAGGACAGAAUUGGUGAAAAAUGCUGGUGUAGAGAAAGAGUUGUCUCUAAACUUUGAGCCGAAAUCGCCAAUGCGGAAUAAGAAACUAUGUUAUUCAAAAAGGUUUGGUCGGAAGAAUACUCCAGCUGACUUCAUAGCGAGGAAUGGAGUCAAGAAAACAUUCGAAAGAGAAAACAUAUGCUCGCUAGAGAAUGAUUUGAAACUUGAACUGUUGAAACAGACUUUGAAUUCCUCCAGUGAUGGAGAAAGAAAGCCGUGUACCCUUCGCAACUUCUUCAUAUCUGAUGCAGACUUAGUAGCAAGACUGAAAAAAUCUUUAAUGCCACACGAUGUUUUGGGCAAAAAAUUGUCACCGAAAAACCUCAGGUCUAACGCAAAGCAAAUCAAGAAGAGACGAGGAAAAAGGACGCAUAGAAGCAGCAUUGGAAAGUUUGGUAACUUCAUGGGUUCCGCUAGACAGUUUACUUGGGCAGAGAUCUUAGCUGGCAACCCAGAGGACUUGCUUCGCAAAGGAAACAGCAGUUCUGAUGAUGAAGAUACAUGCAAAUACAGGAUUAGAAAGCUGUCUAAUGCGUCGGAAAACUCUAUGGAUAAUGUACAAUCUCCUCUAAGCCAUAAGGAUUAUUUACAAGACUUAAAUCCAACGUAUGCUAUGAAGGAAGUUGUAGCUAACUUUAAAAAGAGAGCUACAGGCAAGCCAGUUAAAGAUACAGAGGAAAUUGAGGAAGGAUUCGAAGGAUACACACCGAUUAUGAUCAAAAUGUACAAAAUUAAGGAGAAGAGAGAAGCGAAAGAGAAAGCUUUGGCAGCUAAAGAAAAGGCUUUGGCGGCUAAAGAGAAACUCGCUUUGGCAGCGAAGGAGAAAUCAGCUGCUAAAACAGUUGAGAAGAAAGAAUCGAAAGAAAAGACUGUACCGAAAGCGGUUAAAAACACAGAAGUUGUGAACACUAGAUGUACAAGAUCUAAAAACGCUUCGCAAGUGUCAACUAGGAGUGCAAAAGUGACAGACGAACCCAAGACUGGUCCGAAACAGGACGUUGAUUCUAAUAAAACUAGAAAAGUAAGCCCUAAGAAAAGUAAUACUAAAUCGAGUAAGAAGGAAGUCAAAGUUGUAAUUGAACCCACAAAGGUACCAGAGAAAGUGACCAAUACAACAAAAUCUACAAGAGCAAGAGAGACAGUAAUCCCAACAAGCAGCAGACGACUAAGGAGCAGCCGACAAACCAAGUAAAAAUACGAUCAGACGUUUCAAUCUUUUUCUUACAGUUUCAAUGAAAAACACUCAUACCGUCACUGUGUGUUAAAACGUGGUUAAAACGCUACGUUUCACUAGGUAUAGAUCGGUAUAGCAUAGCAAAAAGUACGUUUUGUCUGUUAAAAGUUUCAUGGUAGUUUUCGCUAGAGGCGCCACUUUGAUGCGAGGAAUCGAUCACUUUUUUAUAUGUAUUUAAGUUUAAAUCCAAACUUUAAUCCUCGUCUUGCCUCGCCGUUGGGAAACCACCUUAAUAAAGAAAAUUAUAAUUGACGUGGACAUUUUUGAACUUUAGAUUUAUAGGACUAAUGACAUAUUUAUUAGCAAAGGCUACAUGUUAAUUUGGGAAGAUCGUAGAUAAGGAAUCCUUUUCGCCUUUGGCUGUUUCGUCUCAGUAUGCCUAAAGACCUAAAUUUUCAUGAAAAUUUCCUGUAAGAUACUGUUUUAGCUUUCUACAUUCCCAUCACAAUAUUAUCUGCAAUAGUUUAAAAUAUAUGUUCUGCUUAUUGCAGAAGAAAAUGGCCUUACGUUUUGUACGAUAUUCGAAGUUAAAAAAAUAUUUUUUCUCCUUCUAGCUAUUUAAAUAUUUUAUAGAUGUUAGAUUAUACAAUUGGACUACAUGAUUGUAAGUGAAAUUAAUUAUUUUAAUCGAAAUUUUGUCGUGUAUGUGAAUCAUUUUCGUUGUGCGUAUUUGGCUACAUACAUUUAUAGGUGUCAUUUAUUCGCCAUCUUGGAUUAAUCCAAACUUUCUGGAUAUAAUGGAGUAAAUAAAAUUUUCUGUGAUUGAAAUAUGUGUAUUUCGAAUUUACCUGUGUAAAAUGCCUGAUUUAUUUUGUUUUUUAAAUUAUAUUGCUGUGUAGAAGAUUUUAAUGUUAGAUAGAUUACUUUACACACUUAGCUUUGGCUAUUUGAUUUUUUAAUAACUGUCUAGAUUAAAAUUACAGUUAGGCUUUUUUAAUUCGUCGAAAAUGGUGGCAAAAGAUUUGCGUUUAGUUCUCGUUAGUGACUUGCAUUUAGUGAAUGUUUGCUGGUACCCAGCUGUUUCCUGAAUCUAUUCAACUGUAUUUGUAGAAUAAUAAACAUUUUUUGUUAUGUAA
Molecule: messenger RNA, 4101 nt
Organism: Plutella xylostella (diamondback moth)
Lineage: Eukaryota; Metazoa; Arthropoda; Insecta; Lepidoptera; Plutellidae
Biological process (GO): protein phosphorylation
Molecular function (GO): ATP binding; protein kinase activity
Source: RefSeq, a predicted model, not a curated record